Bombyx mori (domestic silkworm) is the source of this 5590-nucleotide messenger RNA. RefSeq lists its product as uncharacterized. Gene Ontology annotation, cellular component: BLOC-3 complex; cytoplasmic vesicle; lysosomal membrane. Gene Ontology annotation, molecular function: guanyl-nucleotide exchange factor activity; small GTPase binding. The transcript has 10 exons. Gene Ontology annotation, biological process: protein targeting; vesicle-mediated transport; melanosome assembly. The coding region runs from base 229 to 2757 and encodes 842 amino acids. Lineage: Eukaryota; Metazoa; Arthropoda; Insecta; Lepidoptera; Bombycidae. The record is from RefSeq and is a predicted model, not a curated record.
UCACAAAACACACAGCCUUAAAGAACACGCAAAACCGAAAAUAAAAACACACGUCAAGUUAAGCACGAACAGUUCGGUCGCGUAUCGAAUUUUUGUACCGAUUAAGUGAAACAUAAUACACUUGAAACGUAAUAUUAAUAAACUGCGCGCGUUCUAUUUGAAUAAAGACGGUAGAAAUGCAGUGAAAUACAUUUUACCAGUGCAUUAAUUAAUAAAAAAGUCAACAAAAUGGCAAAGGAAAUGAUGAUAGUAUUUGUGUACGACACACAAUGUUGUACAGCUGAAGAGGAUGAUCCCAUAAAUGCUGUGCUGUAUUUCCACCCAGGAUGGGUGUCUGACACUCAAAGACAUGCUCUAGCAGGACAGGUGGUUGGAGCAGCUCAUUGCGUCAAAACGUUGCUAUCUCCGCCGGUUUCAAUCACCCUGCAGAGCGGAAAGUUCAUCAUCAGAGAAUACGGAAGAUACGUAUUGGCGAUAGGCAGCGACCGAAACAUCCCAGAUUGGGUGUUGAAGAAUCGCGCCAACCUCCUGACCUCAAUGAUCAAAGUGUACCACGGCGACCUGCAGUGCUUGGCCCAGCAAAUGGAAGACCAGAAACGGCUCGCCGAGAAACUGUACCAAGUUUUUGAGACUUACCUACCGGUUCUUCAGUACGGGUGCCACAUAUUCCAGAGGGUUCCAAUGCUUAGUCUCCCGAAGAGCGCCACGUCCACUUACAUGGAGUCGAUGCAGAUACUGGAACAUUGUCGCAAAAGUACCGGUGUACUCGGCGGCGUAAUACUUUACAAUAACAAGAUCAUAGCCACACAGCUGCCCCCGGGUCUGACGUCAUACCUCACCGUGGUCGACCCCUACCGGAUAAAGUCCCCAGCUGAGACUCUCGAAACCGAAGCUCCCCUGCCGCUGGGGGCUCAGCUCCUCGUUGUGUACGUCAGGAGGAAGCUGUACGACAACCUCAAGAGACAGACUGAGAAAUUGCAAGAGUUUUAUCAAAACGGAGAAGAUAUUAUUGCCAGGUUCAAAAAGAAUCAAGAGGCGGAACGAGAAAGGCAACGUGAGUUCCCCCAGACGGGAAUGAAGAGAGACAAGUCGUUACUGUUCACGGCCGUCCCGGAGGAAGACCACACAAUGAUCUCUCCGCCGAAUCGAGAAGAGAUCCCCACCGCUGAGCACCGCAAGGCCAGCGUGCCCGACGUGGUCCCGUUCACGAACAAGCCCCGUCCCAGGCCCAACAAGCUCUCGCUGAGCUUCAAGACCCAGCAGUCACUGGACGAAGACGCCAAAGAGAACGAUAAAGUUUUCACGGGACAAACCAGCGUGUGCUCCACGCCGAUGCUGGAGUACAAGCGCCUCCACGGGAACAUGCUCUCCAUCUGCCAGAACCCGGACACGAACUACCAAGAGAAGCCGAUCGAGCCGGACGUGUUGAAGAACAUCGAGAACUGCACGAAGAUCAACUUCGACAACGAGAAGCGCGACAACCAAAUCGUUCUGGACAUGAACUGCAUCGCGGACCACUACAUCAACAAGCCGCAGCCCAUCCGCAAGCCGGCCAGCGUCACGGACAUACAGAGCCUCCCCCAGAGAGCCGCGUCCAAGUUCAAGCUGACAAAGUCCCACAACCCCCCGGACGACGACACCCCGUCUCCGGACGUCGACUCGCUGAAGAGCCAGUGCACCAUGACGAUAACCGAUCCGUCCUUCCCGGUGUUCAGGAACGACGGCGUCGCCAUAUCGGAGUCGCUCUUCAACCAGUACGUGGAACAGUAUUAUUCGAGAAUGAAGCAGGACUCGAAGGAGCCGAACAUGUUUUCGUUCAACACGAAGCUGUGCGAGCAAGACAGGUUCGACGACUUCGAUUCGGAACUGCACAGGUCUCCGCAGAGGACGCCCAAGAAAUUCGCUAAGGAUCCCGCCAAAUCACUCUCCACAGACCAUUCCAGAAGGAAAUCUCUCUCGCUGCCGCUGAAGUCUCUAUCCGAAAGUUCGGACUCUCAAAUCGGCUCUGACUCUGAAGCGACUAGUUUCAAGAAAAAACUCACCGGCGUCCAACUCACUCCCCUGAUGGAGAAACUGAGUCAUCUAGCAUUCUCUGACAAGUCAAGCGGAUACAGCAGCAGAGUCAUGACGCCUUUAGAACUGAGAGAAUUCUCCACUCCGGCCGCAGAGAGGCAGAUCACGUUUUGUGAUAGGCCAAAAACUCAACGCGUCGAGUGUGAUAGCGACGAAGACGACGACCUGGACAUUUUACCGGAGUACAGCUCGCAUGCCGUUAAGUGCGCCCUGUUCGUUAGUGGACUGCAGAACAUGGCGCUGCUGGCGUUACUGGACAUUGAGGCCGCGAAUGAUGCCGAUACUAUCAAUUCACUGUGGGAAACAUCCCUGAACGCGUUGGGCCCUAUCGAACAGAAGUGCAUGGAACCACUCGGAGCGGGCGGCGAGACUUCAGACUACAGCUACCUGCUGUUAGAUCCAGACUGGGGAACUGUCAAUAAGGGAGGUCCCUGGGCAGCAACAGACAUCGCCACUAUGGGCCUCAUACACAAUGACUUCUCCGACGAUCCUGAACUCUCCGAACUAAUACUAAGGAGCGACGAGAGCGUGGUGGUGGGCGCCAGCAGCGGCGGCGCGGAGGUGUACUACUGCGAGCGGGGCCCGCGCGACGCCGGCCCGCCCCCGCCCUCCGACGCGCUGGCGGCCGCCCCGCUGCGGGCGCGGCGCCGCCUGCACCGGGACCACGCCACGCUGCUGCUCUAACGCGCCGCACGUACAAUGCAACUCACACUUUUGCGGUAGGCAGCGGCUUGGCUCUGCCCCUGCUGAAGUCCAUGGGCAACGGUAAACGCUCACCAUCAGGUGGGCCGUGUGCUUGUCUGCCUACAAGGGCAAUAAAAAAAAACGUGAUCUCCAAACAUCACCCUCAUAAGAAAUUGAUAAAACAACUCCCGUCAGCAUUGAGACAAAUGAGUACAUCAUAAGCAGCGUUGUGUCGGGAUCAGACAAUACUUUUAUCACUUCAAAAAUGAAUACGAAUUUAGGUAUUGAAGUAUUAUUCUCUAGGCGUCAUAGAACCUGGGUAAUCACUCGACUGAGUUAAUGGAACCCAUGACCACCAGACCGCUGACACCAUGCUGCACCACUAGAUUAUAAAUCAUACCAACAGUAGUAAAUGCAAAUCAUAAGCAAUAGUGGCCAGAUACAGAGCAAACCAUUAGAAUAAGUUAAAGUUACUAAACACCGUGAUUUACAUAAUCACAUAUAUGAACCCAAUAAAAAAACUCGGGGCCUCCUAUUAACCUUGUAACAUUCUAUACCAACACAACAGUAAUAAUUUAGGGCAGUUGUUUUGUUUACGAUUAUAGCUUUAAAGGCAGGACAUAACGUGCCCACGGUCACAAUCCGCUUCCGUUAAAAUAUUUAUACAAAAUUAUAAAUAUUUUAUAUUGUUCUCAUAUGUCUCGACUGCAUGGAAGAGUAUGCAUGGGUAACUAGCAUUAUCCUCACAGAAUAACUUUGUUAGUCCCGAAAAAAGACAAUUGUGUUUAUUUACUAACGCACUAUGUAGUCAUAGUUUCUUAUUGCGUAUUUAAAUACAUAGCUACGAACAUCACAUCUCCAUGUAAAUCGAAUAUAACUGAAAAAAAUAAUCUGUAUCACAAAGUAAAUAUUCAAACUAGGAGGCCAUGAGUACUUUUUUGUAAAUCUAAAAGGCUAAAAACAUUUAUAGUCUUUGUAUAUUUCGAAUUCUACAAAUGAAUAAAUAAUUAACGACCAGUAAUAGACAGUACAUAACUAUAAUCAAGGUCGGAACGGUAGCAGUCAGUAUUGCCUGUGCAUAUAAUUAGCUAGGCAACGUAAAGUACAUCAAGAAACGGUACUCAAAAAUAUAUACUCUUGCGCUAAACUGGUAUGUACAUAUAUUUAUACGUAAAAGUAGGUAUUUAUAAAAAUAAUUCUCGAUAGCAGCGAAAAAUCAUUAACAUAAUGUCAAAAUUUUAUUACUUUUAAACAAAAAAACAUUUCAAUUUAUGUCCAAUUUAAAUUGUAGGAUGUUAUUUGCAUAAUAGAAGCAGUCAACAUUUUUUUUCCAAAACUCCGAGAAUUAUUUUAAAUUUAGGUGUAUUUUUUAUUUACCUAAUCGCUGGUAGCUUAGGCUGCUACGAUCGGACGGGAUAAGUUAUCAAUUAGUGUAGGUGAAAUAAAGCCAAAAAAUUUACCUUUAAAUUAGCUACUAAUCGUUAUUGUAAAAUUCAAAGAUAGCUUAGGAUAUUUUAGUGAAACUGGUAUUAAUUCAUAAUUUCUCAACUUUAGUCACAAUGCACAUAUUUAUGUAUGUACAUGCAUAUCUCAAUGAGACUCAAUGAUAUUAUCCAGCAUAAUCAAUUACAAACCAAUUCGUUGAAAAAAUGUUCUUUUUACUUCGUGUUUGUACAGUUGAGAAAUUAUCUAGAGUAGAGUAUUUAAUGAAGCAGCUACCAAAUAGGUAGUUAUUUUCAUAUACCUAGUAAAUUAAUGAAAAUGAUCCUUUCUGCACCUUACCAUAGUGCCCGGUUUUAAUGCGUAUUGCAAUUUCAUAUUAGCUUAGUUGGAAGUAAAAAUUCGCCACUAUUUUUUUUUUUUUGUAGAAGCUAUCGUUUUCAUUAAUUUAAGCGUAUUUUGGCUAUGAAGUUUGUACAAAAGGAGUUCUGUACAAAUGUUAUAUUUAAGCUAAUGUUUAUACUUGCCAUUAAGAUAUCAGGUGCCGCCCGUUUCCAAAACUAUUAUCUUCGAUUUCUCCAUUAUUCACUAUUUCGUGGUUUGGAUUUUUUGCAAAAAAAUUAUGUAAAUAUACAUGCUUGAAUCGCGGGCUUCAAUACUUUGACCUUUUUAUAAAUAAAAUAUCCUACCUAUAAGAAAAAGAUUUGAAUAUAAAUUUUUCCAAAUGCCAUUUCAAGAUGUAAAGCGUUUUAAGUAUAUCACGUGUCGGAGCACAGAAAUAUUUAGUGUCAACACGAUCUUUAGAUAAGUAACGCUAUAAGGAAAAUAUCAUAUUGGUUUUAUUCAGACUAAAAUAUAAAUACCGGAUAAUGUUAAUUUCGAAUUAUUUAUUUUUAGAUUUGUUAAGUUUUAUAUGUAGCAAUAUUUUUUUGUUAUUGUAAUCACGACAGUAUUAUUAACCAUUCCAUGUUAUUUGCGCAUUCCAAUAUCACAUCAAGAUUCAAAUUUGGAGUGUAUCCUUUACAAAGAUAUCACCAAAUUUGAGCCUUUUCAAUCAUAUUAGACGUAAAUUUCAUCAGUAUAUUUCAAUGUUAAACACCGAACCGCAGCCCUUUCUGUGAUUUAAUAUAUUAGUAUUUUGUUCUUUAUAUUGUAACUUUCUAGAGACCUAAUGUAGUACUGUUUGCAUUGGACAAAACUAAAUUGGAUUAAUGUUAAGUUAUUAAGCAGAUUUUUACGUCGUUAAUAGUAUUUUUAACAAUAAUAAUGUAAGUGUUAUAGUGAAGAAGCCAUAGUGCCAAUACUUGUGUAUAUGGUGUUAUAAGUAAUUAGAAUAAUUAGGUAUACAUACAUAAUUAUAUAAGAAUUUUAAUAAACUUUUUGACUAGUGCAA